Molecule: messenger RNA, 1067 nt
Organism: Triticum aestivum (bread wheat)
Lineage: Eukaryota; Viridiplantae; Streptophyta; Magnoliopsida; Poales; Poaceae
Exons: 3
Coding region: 157-507 (116 amino acids)
Source: RefSeq, a predicted model, not a curated record
AGGCCAUCCCCACGAUCCAAUUCUCCUCGCAUAGCCGCCGCCGCACAUCCCGCUCGUAGAUGGCUAGGCGGUGCGCCGUUCGGAUCAUGCCCGCGCGACGGACCUGAUCCAAGCGAGAAGCAGCAAUCCGGUAUCUUGGUGUCGCUCCUGCCGUCAAUGUUUCGGCCGGCCGGCAGUACUGCAGGUCGUACAUCGUGGCGCGCCGAAGCCUCGGCUGCCCCACCGCCCCCAACCCGCCGCCAGGGACAGAGGAUCUCUCUCCACCGUACGUCGGAUACCCUGAGUCAGCGCCACCGACGACCUUCCCUCCCACUACAGGUUGAAGAGUUAUUGUUUCAGUUCGUCCGUGACCCUUAUGGGGUUGUGGGGGAUGUUGCACUCAGAGAACUUGUUCUUGCAGUAGUAGGAUGGGUAGGUAAACUAGAUCAGAUAUUGGAAGUGGUACUGUCACAUAUCCUGGCAUCUGCUCAGCCUGCAGCAUGGCACAUGAGUCUUCGACAUCAUUGAGGAUUUCUGCAUCGGCAAAUUGGAAGACUGAUGUGGAAUAGGAGAGGAUGUAAAAGCUCCCAAGUGUGAACCCAUGUGCUCGUCUGCAAUUCCUUUAGUCUUUGUUCGGUUUGAGGUGGAUUUGAAGGGGAUUGGCAAGGGUUGAGGUGGAUUAAAUCCCCUCCAAUCCUCUCCAAUCCCCUUGGGAGGACGAUUAACCAAACAAGGCCUAAAGAUGAUGAGAACGAACAAAACCAUUUCAUAAUUGUGAUGAGGACUGCUCCAGUGCCCAGCUUUGUGGUUCUGAUCACAUGUUUGACCUCCUGGUUACUCUGCUACAUGGUCUCCACCACCCAUCGUCUACAUAUCGCCUCGCCGGAUCGCCAGACAGCAUCGUCGUCUACGUCUGUCUCACCUGACAGGCACUGUCCUCAACCUCUGCAUCACAGUUAAUUGUGUACUAGUAAUUCCUUUGGAGAACUCCUUACAAUUAUUCUAACUCCGCCAUGUAUCCAUGACCUUGUUAGAUUCUGAAUAUGUAAUUUUCCAGACAUUCGGGUAGCAUUAAAGUGCUCCGUAUG